Messenger RNA from Gaeumannomyces tritici R3-111a-1, 1075 nucleotides. RefSeq lists its product as hypothetical. Gene Ontology annotation, molecular function: zinc ion binding; DNA-binding transcription factor activity, RNA polymerase II-specific. The record is from RefSeq and is a predicted model, not a curated record. The coding region runs from base 188 to 1075 and encodes 295 amino acids. NCBI's taxonomy places the organism in Eukaryota, Fungi, Ascomycota, Sordariomycetes, Magnaporthales, Magnaporthaceae. The transcript has 4 exons. Gene Ontology annotation, biological process: regulation of transcription by RNA polymerase II.
GACCUGGGCUCGUUGACGCAACUACCUGCUCGCUUUCUUUCUCGGUUGACAUCUCGACCCGUCUCGGCUUUAUAUCAGGAGAAGCUUGAUUGAAAGGAGUAAAACAGGGAUCAUAAACAGGCCCAAUAAACCAUCACGUCCUGCCAAUUGACAAACUCCCUUGACCGUAGACCAGAAGUCCUGGGCCAUGGAUUUCACCGAGCAGCCCGGCGGCCUUCCCCCGUCCCUGCUCGCGGCCGGUUUCGGCCCGGACGAUUUCGAUUACGGCGCCUUCCUCGAGUCCGCCCAAGACGCCGACUACCUCGCCGAGGAGAGCUCGGCCUCGAACCGCUCGAGCGGCGGCGACGGCAGCGAGCCCCAGCCGGCGAUGCCCCUCGGCGCCUUCUCGUCGUCGUUUCAGGUGGCCAUCUCUUCUUAUUCUGCUGCUACUGCUGUUGCGCAGGUGCCGCUGGGCGACAGCAGCAGCAGCGGCGACAGCAGCCGGUCGCCGCCGCCCCCCAAGCAGCGGCUGGAGAGGAGGGGCCACACCAAGUCGCGGAGGGGCUGCUUCAACUGCAAGCGCCGGCGCAUCAAGUGCCAAGAGAACAGGCCGGCGUGCGGGCACUGCGUCAAGACGGGGCUCAAGUGCGAGUACCCCGCGGCGGCGCUAGUAGUAGUACACCAGCCCCGACACCAGGCGCCCGUCUUCACGCUCCAGGACAUGCGCUUCUUCCAGCACUUUCUGCUCCGGUGCUACCCUCACCAGCCGCUCAACAACGACGCCGUCUGGACCCACGAGGUGCCUUGUUUGUCGCAGGAGCAUGAUUAUCUAAUGCACGCUGUCCUGGGCCUCGCGGCCUCGGACCUCGCGCAGGACGACCCGAGCCUCUACGAGGCCGCCAUGUCGCACCGUCUCAAGGCCAUCAAGGCGGUCAAAAAGGCCCUCGCGGACUCGCCGCGGCGGGCUCGACAGCAGCGGCAGCAGCAGCAGCAGCAAGCAAACAGCAGCAGCAGCAGCAGCGGCGGCGGCGGCGGCGGCGGUGGUGGCGGAAGCUUCACCUCGGACGAGGGCAACGCGCUGCUCGCGACUACAUGA